UUUCAGCAAAUAUGGACCCUAAACCAGCCGAUAUAGUCAAAAUGUGUGUUGAUCAUUUCGACAAACUUCUUGAACCAAUAAAUUGCAUUCAAGUUAUUGCCACAGUACAAAGUCUCGAAGAACAGGGAGUGGCAAAAUGUUCGAUAUCACCAACUCUUCCAACAUAUCGACACAUUAUGAAUUUCACAUCAGGAUGCGAUUACGUGGAACUCACAUAUCUCCAAUACGCCGUACCACCUCUUAUGAUGCUCUGCUUUAUCGGAAAUAUGCUCAAUGUGCUCAUCUACGGACUUCCGUAUUUCGAAGGCUCGAGCUCGGUGCAUUUUCUUCGUGCGAAAGCAAUCGCCAACAUGGUGUUCAUGUUUUCUCGAAUUUUGGAGGUAAUGCAUGCCUCGUCUCCUCACCCAAUUUAUUGGCUGGAGCCCUUGUUUUGGAAAUCUCGACCAUAUAUGAUGAUGGUUUCGAACAUUAGCGGAACAAUGUCCACGUGGCUAACUUUGAUGGUUACAAUGGAGACCGUCAUGUGCAUCAUGACCCCAUUCGUUUUCCGGAAAUAUUGCACAAAAAAAAUGACAUGGAUUGUCCUAAUCCUAUCAACAAUUGCUGCAACUCUUCUUCAUGUUGCUAUUGUUAUAGUGACCGAUGUGCAAGAAAUCGUUCAAGUGCGGCAAUAUAUUCAAAAUUUCAAGAAAGAAAAUGCUCCUUGUUGGUUCCUGCAAUCAGCGUUUCGUGCCAGAAAUAAUCCGUACUAUGAGAUUUAUCGACGGUUCUAUGCAACCACUACUAUGGCUGUUUCCAUAGUCAUUCCAACAAUUGCCAUGCUUGUUUGCACAGUGCUUAUUAUCAAGAAAUUCACGUUCAAGAACCUCGGAGAAACGUUCUCUCAACGUCGGAAGUGUGUGAUCCGAAUGACAGUUGCCACAACGCUCACUCAUUUGUUUUUUGAAGGACCAGCUACGUUAACUCACUCAGCAAGUGCUAUUCAGGGAGACAACUACAGUUUUCUGAUGUGCGUGCUUAAUCAUGGAAACAAUUUGGGAUCUCUGGUCAAUGCCACCAUUCCAUUCUUUGUCUUCCUCUUCUGCAACCAACAAUUCCGGCAUAUGACUGUUAUGUAUAUCAAGGCUGUGAUACAAACGGAUCAAGUAAAACGAAAAUCAUAUUUCUCUCAAGCAGGAAUGCGUUGUGGUCGAAUGUCUCGAAUUGAAACGGAUCGGUCGAUGGUUGAAACUCGCCUCGUUUCGAGACCCUCUAAUGUUUAACCAUGUUCUCUAUUUGAAAAAUCCGGUUGCUUGAUUUUAUUUAGCUUGCAUUUUUUUUUAAUAUCUGACUUUUACAUUUGUAUUCUUCUCAACACGGGCCUAAACGGUUUCUAAAAAUUUAUUUCCUUUUUUUCCCCUUUUUAUUGUUUUAGUUUUCCCCUGCGUGUUUCUAUAGAAUUUUCAAUUUAUUUUGAACGCUACGGCCAACAGGAAUUCUUAUAAAGAGUUUGGACUCAAUUGUACAUUCC
This is a messenger RNA of Caenorhabditis elegans, 1510 nucleotides long. It is a transcript of the gene F13H6.5, whose product is annotated as G-protein coupled receptors family 1 profile domain-containing protein. Gene Ontology annotation, biological process: signal transduction; G protein-coupled receptor signaling pathway. The record is from RefSeq and is marked reviewed. NCBI's taxonomy places the organism in Eukaryota, Metazoa, Nematoda, Chromadorea, Rhabditida, Rhabditidae. Gene Ontology annotation, cellular component: membrane. The transcript has 8 exons. Bases 12 to 1262 code for a protein of 416 amino acids. Gene Ontology annotation, molecular function: G protein-coupled receptor activity.